Molecule: messenger RNA, 3437 nt
Organism: Quercus lobata
Lineage: Eukaryota; Viridiplantae; Streptophyta; Magnoliopsida; Fagales; Fagaceae
Gene: BRCA1
Product: breast cancer susceptibility1
Exons: 14
Coding region: 102-3146 (1014 amino acids)
Biological process (GO): double-strand break repair via homologous recombination; positive regulation of transcription by RNA polymerase II
Cellular component (GO): BRCA1-A complex; BRCA1-BARD1 complex
Molecular function (GO): ubiquitin-protein transferase activity
Source: RefSeq, a predicted model, not a curated record
UAUUCAUUUCUCUGACCUAAAUUCUUUCAAUUUUUGCAUUCUCUAAACUAAGACUCUUCUUCUUCUUCCUUAACUCUCUGUCUCUCAUCGGAGCAAAAAAAAUGGGUGAUCCGACGGCCCACCUGGAAAAAAUGGGCAGAGAACUCAAGUGCCCCAUUUGCUUGAGUUUGCUAAACUCCGCGGCUUCGCUUACAUGCAAUCAUGUGUUCUGCAAUUCGUGCAUUUCGAAAUCGAUGAAAUCGGGCUCCACUUGUCCGGUUUGUAAAGUCCCAUAUCGGCGUAGAGAGGUUCGUCCUGCUCCUCACAUGGAUAACCUAGUGAGCAUCUACAAAAGCAUGGAAGUUGCUUCAGGAAUCAGUAUAUUUGUCACUCAGAAUGCACCCUCAAAUAAAUUAUCAGAUAGAGAAAAGCAAGCUGAAGGUGAUGACAACCAUGGUGAACAAGUUAUGAUAGGAAGUUGCCAGGAUAUUGCAGAGAAACAAAAUACCUUGAAAGGAAAAGGGUCAAGAAAAACAUUUAAAUCCAACAUGAAAAGCACUAGUUCUAUCUCUGUGAAACCUUCAUUUCCAACCAAGAAAAGGGUUCAGGUGCCACAGUGUCCUCUUUCAGAAACCCCAACAAGGCUCUCAAAGUUUGAAGGUCAAUUGAGUGAAAUUGCCAAAGAAGAUCCUAAAAGAAGUUCAACCACUUCAAAGGAGAACUCUGCUCUAAAUGACAAGGGAGAACCAGUGCUUUUACCUUUCUUUUGGUUGAGAGAGGAGGACAAUACAGAAAAGUCAAGUCAGCAUACUGAUGAGAGUCACUUCAUGGAUCUGCCACAGCCAGAUGCUCCUGCCUUCAGUGAUAUUAAAGACUCAGAUGAUGAAAACCCUUCCAAUUUGACCCCAACUGGGGGAUUGCAUGGAAAAUGCUCCACUGUUUCAGAUCUUUUUGAUAGCGAGAUGUUUGAAUGGACACAAAGACCUUGCUCUCCUGAACUUUGUUCAAGUCCUUUCAAGACACAGGUUGCAAAUGUGGAAGAAAUUAAUGGAAUUCAAGAAAAUGAGGUAGAUGAAGCCUCACAAGGUGUGACUGCUGGUGAAGAACAAAGCACUGAAAAUGCAAAAUGCGUGAAUUCUAAACAAGGAAGUGUUACUGCAGAUGAGCUGUCCAAUGCGUCCUCUCCCAGAACUAAAGGUUCCAACGAUCAAAACGAGAGCAAUAAAUCUAACAGGGGUCGUAAGAUUGGGAAGGCAAGUGAAGUGGCCCGAAAGAAGCCUGCCAAAAGACAUACAGAUUCAGAUUUUGAAAUUUAUGUUGAUUUGAAUAAAGCAUCAGAAAAUUAUAUCCAAGAGCCAACUCAUGAUAAUAAAGACGGUUUAAAGUUAGAUCACUUAGAUGAGACAAGGAAAAGGAGAAAGAAGACUUGUUUUGGUACCAGUGCAAUUAAAGCAACACCUAAAAAUGUUCAUGCUGUCUCUGUGGGAACAGAAAAUCUGAAGCAUGGUAAAGAAAGCAUGGCAACUGAGACCCCUGCUUCAUUCGGUAAGAAAGAAGGCAGUGAUGAAAAUUCCACCUUGAAGAAUGCUAGAAAAGGGCGUAAGAAGAUUGAUUGCUUAAUAAGGUCUGAGAAACGGAAGCUUGAUUCUGUGAAGGACAACAUGCUUGAAGAAAUAUCUAAGAUUGAAAACCAUAAAAAUGAGCAUAAAAUCCCAGAAUUGGCCCCUGUAUCUAAGUCUGGUGAUCGAGAACUGAGAAGUAGGAAAAAGAUGAAAGCUUCUGCUGAUGGCAUUUUAAAGGAUGAUUUGGUCAAUGACAGCCAAAAAGGUCAUACUUAUGUUUCUGCUAAGGAAACCCAAAUGAGCGAAAAGACUCUAUGCAAUCCUGAUGUCAAAGUUCAGGAUGACUCAUCAGUGGUGCAGAAGCUACCUUCUCGGAUAAAUGAAGUAGUCUUACGGAAAUGUGAGACUGUUUCUAAAAAGUUUCAAUGUGCUUUCUGUCUUUCUUCAGAAGAAUCAGAGGCUUCAGGAGAACUAGUGCACUACUAUAAUGGUAGGCCUGUUGCUGCCGAUCACAAUGGAGGAUCUAAGGUCAUACACUCACAUAGGAAUUGUACUGAAUGGGCCCCUAAUGUCUAUUUUGAAGAUGAUAUUGCAAUUAAUCUAGAAGCUGAAUUAACUAGAAGCCGGAGAAUUAAGUGUUGUUGCUGUGGAAAUAAGGGGGCGGCUCUUGGCUGUUAUGAGAAGAGCUGUCGCAAGAGUUUCCAUGUUCCUUGUGCAAAGUUGAUCCAUCAAUGUCGAUGGGACACUGAUAACUUCGUCAUGUUAUGCCCUCUUCAUGCCUCAUCUAAGCUUCCCAGUGAAAGCCCUGAAUCUCAAGGAAGGAGGAAGGAAUGCACUCUUAAAGGGCGACUAUCUCAAUGUGAUCAUGUUGCAAGUAAAAAUGUUGACAUUACUGGUAGAAACUGGAAUUCUUGUGGAUCCCAAAAGAAAUUGUUUCUCUGCUGUUCAGCUAUCACAACUCCAGAGAGGGAAACUGUUUUUAAAUUUGAGAGAUUAUCGGGAGUUACAAUUCUGAAAAAGUGGGAUUCGUGUGUCACCCAUGUUAUUGCAUCAACCGAUGAAAAUGGGGCAUGUAAAAGAACCCUCAAAGUAUUGAUGGGUAUCUUGGAGGGAAAGUGGAUACUGAAUAUGGAGUGGAUUAAGGCUUGCAUGAAGGUCAUGCAAAUUGUUGAUGAGGAGCCUUAUGAAAUUACUGUUGACAUUCAUGGGAUCAGAGAUGGCCCUCGACUUGGAAGACUAAGAUUGCUCAACCAGCAACCAAAGCUUUUCGAUGGGUGUAAGUUCUAUUUCAUGGGAGAUUUUACACCCGAAUACAAGGGAUACCUACAAGACCUUGUAAUUGCUGCUGGAGGAACAAUUCUGCAUAGAAAACCUAUUUCAGAGGUUCAAAAAGCCAUGUUAUCUGGCUCCUCAACAUGUCAAACCUUCAUAAUUUACAGUAUUGAGCUGCCAGAUGAAUAUGAUCCUAGCAAGAAAACUACAAUUAUCAACCGCAGGCAGUUUGAUGCAGAGGCCCUGGCAAGUUCAACUGGAGCCAAAUUAGCCAGCAAUUCAUGGGUUUUGAACUCCAUAGCAGGCUGCCAUUUGCAAAAUCUUGCCGAGUAAAAACCUCUUCCAAUUCCAUGAGCCUUGUACAUGUUUGAGAAGCUUAUUCCGAACUUUAUAUAUAUCCUUUUCUUUUAAAAUUUUGUUGACUUUAUAUAUCUUCUUUCUUACAGAGCUUGUAAUCCCUUGCAUUCGCACAAAUGCAUUUGAGAUAAAGUGCAAUUAGAUACAUGUUAAAGGUUGCACCUAACUUCGAAUCUUAGUUGGUAGAGUAUGUAACUUCGAAUGUUAGUUAUUAAACAAAAUGUAGUUUGUUGAUUUAUUUAUAUAGUUGGCUUUUACUUGACAUAA